This is a messenger RNA of Bactrocera tryoni, 4050 nucleotides long. RefSeq names its product regulator of G-protein signaling 17 (gene Dhit). Bases 1094 to 2029 code for a protein of 311 amino acids. The transcript is spliced from 9 exons. The record is from RefSeq and is a predicted model, not a curated record. Lineage: Eukaryota; Metazoa; Arthropoda; Insecta; Diptera; Tephritidae.
GCUAAACGGUCGGGUUCAGGUGGUCAGUGGCCCGCUGGGAGUACCACAUAUAGAGUGCUGCUGCUUGGGCAAGAAUUCAUUGAAAAUAUCCACAAAUAAAAUAAGAAAAUACAAAACACAAAGCAAAAAAAAAAUGAAAGAAAAUUUGUUCUAAUCAGCCAAGCCAAGUACGUGCUCACCAAAUCAACGGCCAAGUCAGCAAUCACCACAAAACGACAACCAACAAAUGCGAUACUUAAUAUGUAUGAAUGAGCGUAUAUAUAUGUUCAAUGAAAUCAAAAGUGGCAAAUAUAUACAGAAGUGGAAAAAUGCAGUGAAACCAAAAUGAAACCAAAAUCGAAUUCAAUUCAAUUCCAGCGACAAGUGAAUAAAAUGAAAGUGUGAAAAGAAGAAGAAGUAGAAGCAACGACAGAAGCAGCAAAGUUAUUAUCGAAUUCCGCAUUUGUGACAACAGUGCAAUGCCUUCAACGAAACAACGUUAACACAUCAACAUUCUCGAAAAAAGCAUAAAUAAACAACAACAAUAACACCAAAUUAAGCCGCGCAGCGGUUGCAACCGCAAAUAAUAAUUUAAAUCGACAACAACAACUAACGCAAUAGAAUACAUCAGGUGCGUUAUUCGAUACACGAAGCGCACACAAACACACAAGCACAGAUAGUGCGCCAGUGAGCGAGUUGGACUGGACUGGUUGCCCAGAGGCAUAGCCCGUAAAGGUUGCAUUUUCUUCGGGCGUACGUGCAACGCAUAUCGUCCCAGAAAGUGUGCGGCUUAUGACAGAAUCUCUCAUUUCUCCGCCAUUCGCUUUCAUUCCAUACACCUACGAAGCAACAGCUACCAGCGGACACCACAAAAUCUAAGCUGCAUACAUACAACUACGGACAUUGGAUUGCAGGUGCGCCAACGCCAGUGUUGUUGGCAGAUAGUAGAGUGCAUUUUCAGCGUUGACAGUUGAACUCAACGAAAUUGACGCGUUGACAGGCAACGGCUAGUGCUGAAGAGGCGGGUGGGCCAACAAAGACUAGGCGGCUAGUGGGAAUCUACGCGGCGUAGCGACGCAGCGCGUGCACAACUGAAAGGACUACACAAAUUAUAAUGUCUUGUACUGUUUCAGAGCUGCCUUCGGGAUGUCACCUGCGUGGCAUGGGCUCCACCUCAUCCUCUGCGGUAGCGACGGUGGCGACCAAAGCACAAAGUGCUGGCGGUGCCGGUGGCGGCGUAGGCGGUAGCACCUCAAGUACAGGUGGCGGCAGCAAUAGUGGCGGUCUCAAUAAGGGCGGCGGUAUACAUGUGGGCGGCAUGCUGAGCACGACGAGCGCGCUGGGUGUGACAACAACGAGUUCACGUGGUGGUUCGGCGGGGAAUGCGGGGGCGAGUUUACUGCCCGAGACGUUGAUGACGACGACGGCGAUGACGACCAGCACAACACAACGACAGCAGCAGCAACAAUCACAGAAACCCUGCUGUUUUUGCUGGUGUUGCUGUUGCUCGUGCUCGUGGGCAAAGUGUUUGGCAAUAAAAAAUGCGGAAGACAAUGCACCAACAAGACGUGAUCCAGCGAGCGUGGAUUUGCUUUUGGACGGUGAACAACCCAGUCUCGAGGAAAUACGAAGUUGGGGUAAAAAUUUCGAUUUGCUAAUGAAAAAUGCGACUGGACGCAAAGUGUUUCGUGACUUCCUACGCAGCGAAUUCAGCGAAGAGAACAUACUGUUUUGGCUCGCCUGCGAAGAGCUGAAAAAGGAGAGCAGUCCCGAAGCGAUCGAGGAGAAGGCGCGUCUCAUCUACGAGGACUACAUUUCGAUAUUGUCGCCACGCGAAGUAUCGCUGGACUCGCGUGUACGAGAGAUCGUUAAUCGCAAUAUGGUGGAGCCGACACCGCACACCUUCGACGAAGCCCAAAUACAAAUCUACACGCUCAUGCACCGAGACUCAUAUCCAAGAUUCCUCAACUCGCAGAAAUUCAAAGCGCUGGCACAACUGCAAGACGGUAGUUUAUCGGCAGCGGCUUCCACAACAGACAGUCCCACUUAAGAGCGCGCAACAGAACGCUCUAGCAGAGUGUCAAUGUUUGCUGAGCAGACAGAAGCAAUUGGUUAAAUUCGCUGGGCGGGAAAAGUGUUGAAAGAAGGCGGGCGCUAAUAAAAGUAAGAAACUAAGAAGCACAUCCAAAAAAAUAAUGAUUAAGUGGGAGAAUAAGUUGCAUGCAACGCUGAAACUCAAGUAGGGGAGUGUGAAGCUGGAGGGAAAUUGCAAACAAAUAAACAAACAAUAAAACGUCUUCGCACAGGGCUUGAGAAAUGCAACAACUAAGUAUAUAAGUAGCAACUAAGCUCUAGCCCUAGACACACGUAAGGACUAAGCGUUUAAGCAGUAAGCAUUAACCACUAAUGUCUAAGGGUACGACUUAAGCAUCUACUACAACUAAAUAUAAGAUUGAAGGUUUGCUACAAUAUUUAGUUUCCUACUAGUGUCUAAGCGUCGAGCGGAAUACUUAAUACUUACUUACGUACUUACGUACUUACGUACUACUGACUUAUUUACUUAUGUACUUACAUACUUACUGAGUUAUUUUUACAUGUAUGCAGCGAAUUCGCGCAGAUCGGCGUCAAGUGUAUGUAUGUAUGGCUGUGUGCAUAAAGGCAAAGCAGAGUACCGUUAUUUCAGCACUGUUGCUUGCUUCUAGCAUACGCAUGCGAAAAAUAUCUCGAAAGCUAAAAGAUACUAAUACAUACACAUAUGAGUGUGCUUUAACAAUUUUAUACCACAUUUCCUCGGUUUCUAAAAAAUAGUAUUUUCGAAAAAAAACAAAAUUAAAAAAAAAUUAAAAAAUGAAGCAAUAUAUAAUUCCUUAAAAACAUAAAUAUAUUAAAUGACAAACCAUUUAUUAUAAAAGGAAGUAAAAGUAAAUGGCACUGGCACAAAUAUUAAUGGAAAUCAAGGGCACAAAGCGAUUUGCGGGACUUCGAGCAGAAGUGUGUGGGUGGGUAAUGAAAAAAAAAGAAACACAACAAAUAAAACAUUCUAACGAAUUGUAUGCGCACAAAUUACAUAUGUAAUGCCAAAUGGCUAGAACUCAUGCCUGGAAACCGUUAGCAAACAAAAGCAAACAUUAAAAACCGAAAAAAAACAAAACCAAAAUUAUAUAAAUGUGCAGUAAGUAAGGAAAACGCAACAAAAUAUAAAAGUGCAAAUCACGAGAUUAUAUGUAUAGUGUGUAUGUAAAUGAAAUCUAGUCAGCGCGACUGUUUGUAACGAAUUGGUUGCCAUAAGCGCGCCAAGCAAUUGUUGUAGCAUGCUUGUAGGCGCCUGGGAGGCAUUAAAGGUACAACAAUGUUGAUUGUUACGCAUGCAUCUACGCUCAAGGUGCGGGUGGCACAUUUUUUUUAACUGUAUACAUUUUCAUUAAAGUAUAGCGGUUAGUUGUCAUAUAUUUAUUAACGUAUAUGUAUAUGUUUUUCGAAAAGUAUUUUUUUUACAUGGCAUAAUUCUUUUUUUAUUAAACUGAAGUUGUUAGACAUAUUUAUGUGAUAAACGUAUAUUUCUGCUCGAAAGUUAGAUUUUUUAAGUCUUGACAAACUGGAAGCAUAUAUUUUGUUUAUUUAUUUUGGUAGUUAUAACUAUAAGUCUUGUGUGUAAUAGCUGGAAAAAUAAUUUUCUUUUUCCGUGUAGAUAGAAAAUCGAACUUAAAUAAUUUUAUAACAAGCUGAUAAUGAGUGCAUGUAUUCAAAAGAUGUUUAAGGGCCUAUACCAGUGUAGCCCAUGAAAAAUUAGGCGAUAUUCGUGAUCGAGAAAGUACUCGAUCGAAUGUUUCGAAGUUCUUUGAACAUAAUAAGGUAUAUUUUCAGCUAUAUUUUAAGAUUUUUUUCUUACAAAAAUAUUGAAAAAUAACGGUGUGUGUGCUGUCAUCGGAGGUGCAAAAAAAAAAGUUCUUCAACUGUAGACAUGAUUCCGGCCGAAUUAGUAGCUGAAUCAGAAAAGUUCAAAAAGGUUAUUAAAGUUGAAGAUCUUUCCUAUACAAUAACUUACGAUUUCUGAAAAAUAUCAAAAAUUAA